UCACUUUACCUCCCCCUUCACUUUCCCUCGACUCGCUUCGCAAUCCCCCACGCGCUUCGCCUUUCCCCCACAAAUUCGAAACCUCCGAAUCCAUUUUCCGGCAAGCUUUCCGCGAAGCGAAAUCUCUGUCAAGAUGAACACCUCCGAUAUGGACAGGCAUGACUCAGAAAAGCAGAGCACUGCUGAUAUGACAGCUUUUGUGCAAAGUCUUCUUCAGCAGAUGCAAACAAGGUUCCAGACUAUGUCCGAGUCCAUCAUUACAAAGAUUGAUGAGAUGGGCAAUCGAAUUGAUGAACUUGAGCAGAGCAUCAAUGAUUUGAAAAAUGAGAUGGGGAUAGAGGGCUCUCCAUCUCCCGCCCCUUCCAAGCAGAAGCCAGGUGAAGAUUCAGCUUGAAACAGUUCAAUGAGCAUAUUGUCAAAGGAUGUGGUGGUUCUUGGCGAUUUUGUUUGGAACUGUAGGGAAAAAUGCGAAAUACAUUGUGAGACUGAGUGUGAUGUACCUCUGUUUCUGUCUUUAUUUCUUUCCUGUGGUUUUAUGUUGAGACUUUAAUGACAUGUCCUCAUGUCUUACGAUCACGUUUCGGAUGUAUUUAUUGAGAAGCAUAGAGAAGUCGAAAUCCUUUGAGAUCUUCAUUCUA
Molecule: messenger RNA, 638 nt
Organism: Eucalyptus grandis
Lineage: Eukaryota; Viridiplantae; Streptophyta; Magnoliopsida; Myrtales; Myrtaceae
Product: heat shock factor-binding protein
Exons: 5
Coding region: 134-394 (86 amino acids)
Biological process (GO): cellular heat acclimation
Cellular component (GO): nucleus; cytosol
Molecular function (GO): transcription corepressor activity
Source: RefSeq, a predicted model, not a curated record